Messenger RNA from Episyrphus balteatus (marmalade hoverfly), 907 nucleotides. RefSeq names its product cuticle protein 1-like. The record is from RefSeq and is a predicted model, not a curated record. The coding region runs from base 142 to 639 and encodes 165 amino acids. The transcript is spliced from 2 exons. Gene Ontology annotation, molecular function: structural constituent of cuticle. Lineage: Eukaryota; Metazoa; Arthropoda; Insecta; Diptera; Syrphidae.
AUUCCGGGUAUAUAAGUUGUUAGCAUAAACGGUCACUCGUACAGUUCACUUCAGACUGAAAGCCUAAUUGGAAGUUUAGAAUACACAACUCUAUAGUCCAAUUCUUAUUUUUUUUUAUUAUUAAUUUUUAAAUUUACAAAAAUGUUCUCAAAAUUGACCCUUGUAGCCCUCAUCUCAAUUGCGGUUGCCGCUCCUCAGCAUCCGCCAGCAGCUCAAUUCCCAGCUGGAGUGGACCCAUCAAAGUGCCCUGGUUUCCCAAUCUGUGAUAAUGCACUCCUGCAUAACCAACAGCCCAGCUGGGGUGCUCCAGCUCCAUCCUGGAAUCCACAACCACAACCACAAUGGAACCAACCUCAGCCACAAUGGAAUCAACCCCAACCACAGUGGAAUCCACAACCUCAACCACAAUGGAACCAGCCACAACCAUCAUGGAACCCAGCUCCAUAUCAGGCGCCAUCCGUUGGCGGUGACAAAUACCCAGCUGGAGUGAAUCCACAAAGCUGCCCCAACUAUCCAUUCUGUGAUGGCGCUGCCGGUCAUGGUGCUGUCGCUGCUCCACCAUUGCCAGGCUGGACUGAAAGACAAUACCCCGCCGGAGUGUCACCUCACACCUGCCCCAACUUCCCAUACUGCAACUAAGGAUUAAAAAUUUAAAAUUCAGUUUUUAGUCUUCUGUCCUAUAAAAAAAGCCUCAGCUGUUGCACUGCCUAGCUUCUAAAUAUUUCACUCAUUUCCCCCAGUUUUUUUUUCCGUUUUCCUUUUUUUUAUUUUCAAAUUCUUUUUUACUUUCUGUUCUUUUUUUCCUAUAUGUUGACGAAUUUCUUUUCUAUUCAUUUGUUUGUUUUAUAUUUUUUUUUAAGUUUUCCCAAAAGAAAAUAAUAAAUGAUAAAAAUAUUAAAAAAUUAAA